This is a messenger RNA of Solanum tuberosum (potato), 3610 nucleotides long. RefSeq names its product inactive leucine-rich repeat receptor-like serine/threonine-protein kinase At1g60630. The record is from RefSeq and is a predicted model, not a curated record. The transcript is spliced from 2 exons. NCBI's taxonomy places the organism in Eukaryota, Viridiplantae, Streptophyta, Magnoliopsida, Solanales, Solanaceae. The coding region runs from base 1249 to 3312 and encodes 687 amino acids. Gene Ontology annotation, molecular function: protein binding; protein kinase activity; ATP binding. Gene Ontology annotation, biological process: protein phosphorylation.
AGACCAAAUUUCAAGAAAAAUAGAAAAAAUAAAUAAAAAUUUUGUUUUUGUUUUUAGAAUUGUUUGGUUGGUGGUGGGUAUUGGAUCCAAUGUCACCAAGUAAAUGUUUUUAGUUAUCCAAUGUGUUUUUCUUUUUAAAAUUCAGCAAAAAAAAAAGUGUAUUUUAUUAGACACACAAAUCAUUGUUUUUAGAAGCAUUUUUGGGUGUCUCUGCAAUCUCUGAGGUCUGUCAUGUGAAGUGUAGGGAAAAAUAAUUCAAGAAACCAAAACCCCAAGUUUUGAAUUUCUUUAUUUUAUUAUAUGGUAUUUUUUUUGUAAUUUUUUUGGGUUUUGGGGUUUUAUGAAAAGUGAAAGUAGUAGUAAAGAGUGAAAAAAAGGGUAGUGAUGGUGAUGAGGAAGUUCAAUAAAUUGAGUUUGUUUUGGAGUUGUUGAUUUUAUAGUUUUGUGGUCAAAGUUUUUGUUUGUCAAUUGAUGAUAAUGACACUAAUUGGUAGAUCUGAAGAUUCUUGUGUUGAUAGUGAUCUUGUUAAAACUUUUAUAGACAGAAAGGAAAAUGUCUUUUGGAUCUUUUACAUUUCAAGAUUUAAUCAUCAAAUAAGAAAAUACUCUACUUUUGUCAUAUGAAAAUCCAAAAAAAAAAAAAAACUUCAUUUUUAAUGAACUUUCUUGUUUCCAUUCAUCAAUGGUGACACCCCAACCAAAUCAAGAAUCCAUUUUUUUUCUAGGUUUCUAGUAGAUCCCUUUAGUGGCAAGACUCCAUUUUUAAUUCUGCAUAUUAAACUUUGUAGUUUGGUGACACCCAACCAAAUCAAGACUCCAUUUUUAGCUCUGCAUUUUGAACUUUCUAGUUUCCCAUUCAUCAAUGGUGACACCCAACCAAAUCAAGAAUCCAUUUUUGCAGACCCCUUUAGUCUCAAAACUCCAUUUUUAACUCUGCACUUUGGACUUUCUUGCUUCCCAUUCAUCCAUGGUGACACCCAACCAAAUCAAGAAUCCAUUUUUGCAGAGACCCCUUUAGUCUCAAGACUCCAUUUUUAGCUCUGCAUUAGAUCCCUUUAGUGUUAAGACUCCAUUUUUAGCUCUGCAGUAGAUCCCUUUAGAGUCAAGACUCCAUUUUUAUCUCUGUAAGUUGAGUAUUUUAGUGUCAAGACUCCAUUUUUAGCUCUGUAUUGAGCAUUUCAGUGCUCAAAAAUUGUCAAGUUCAAUGAAAAUCAAAAACCCCUUUUUCCUCUAGAAUUGAACAACUUAAUGCUCAAUCAUUCAACAAUGGAAAUGUCAAUUUCAAUGGAAAUCAAGAACCCAGUUUUGUUCUUAAGGUACUGUUCUAGUCACAAAUUCUUGUUUUUCAUUUUCUCAAUAUUUUCCAUAGUUUUCCCACUUGUAAGAUCAGAUGAUGCUGAAGCUCUUUUAGCAUUGAAAUCCACAAUAGACCCCUCAAAUUUUCUUGAUUGGAAAAAAGGAACUGAUUUUUGCCAAUGGCAAGGUGUUAAAGAAUGCAUGAAAGGUAGAGUUACUAAGCUUGUUGUUGAAAAUCUCAAUUUGAGUGGUUUAUUGGACCAAAAUGCUCUCAAUCAACUAGAUCAAUUACGAGUUUUAAGCCUCAAAGAAAACUCCAUUUCCGGCCAAAUCCCAAACCUUGCCGAACUUUCCAAUCUGAAAUCCCUUUUCCUCAACAACAACAACUUUUCCGGUGAGUUUCCGGCUACCAUUACCCUCCUCCACCGUAUCAAAGUUGUGGUUCUCGCCGGAAACAAACUCUCCGGUGACAUUCCUCCGGCCUUAACAAAUCUAUCCCGGUUGUAUGUUCUUUAUCUAGAAGACAAUCACUUCACCGGAGAAAUCCCACCGUUGAAUCAGCUCAGUUUAAGGUUCUUUAAUGUGUCAAAGAAUCAACUUUCUGGUGAAAUCCCGAAUACUCCGGCGUUAUCUCGGUUCAAUGAAUCAUCUUUCGCCGGAAAUGUCAAAUUGUGCGGAGUACAACUGCAUAAUAACUGUCCUUCAACUAGUCCAUCGUAUCCCAUCAUUCCAGAAGAUGUAUCUCAUCAUAAAAAAAGCAAAAAGCUUAUCAUCAUCAUUGUCCCAGUGGUCGCUGGAAUCUUGAUCCUCUGUGUUUUGAUGGCGAUUUUUAUAGCAUGUGUUCGAAAACGAAGAAGAAAAACUCAAGAUGGAAAGAGUAAAGGAGUUGAAGCCGGUGGAGGCGGGGGAGGGGGAGGGGAAGAAGAGGGGACUAGUCGCGGUGGCAAUGGCAGUGGUGGUGGUGGUGGCAGGGAUGGUAAUAAUGGUGGAAAAGAAGGGGCAUUUUCAUGGGAUCAAGGAAGUGGAGGACUAGGGACAUUGGUGUUUUGUGGACCAGGUGAUCAACAAAUGAAUUACACCUUAGAGGAUUUGUUGAAAGCAUCAGCCGAGACAUUAGGGAGGGGUAUAAUAGGAAGUACAUAUAAAGCCGUGAUGGAAUCCGGCUACAUUGUGACGGUGAAGCGGUUGAGGGAUUCGAGGUUUCCGAGGUUAGAGGAAUUCCGGAGGCAUGUGGAGAUUAUUGGUAGGCUAAGACAUCCUAACUUGGUCCCACUCCGAGCAUAUUUUCAAGCUAAGGAAGAACGUUUGCUCGUUUAUGAUUAUUUCCCUAAUGGCAGCCUCUUCUCCCUCGUUCAUGGGACAAGGGCUAAUAGUGGUUCAAAGCCUCUUCACUGGACUUCCUGUCUCAAAAUUGCAGAGGAUGUGGCUACUGGAUUGCUUCAUAUCCAUCAGAACCCUGGUCUGACUCAUGGAAACUUGAAAUCAUCAAAUGUACUCUUGGGGGCCGACUUUGAGUCGUGUCUUACAGAUUAUGGCCUCAUGCCAUUUAGGAAUCUAGAUUCUCCUGAGGAAUCAGGUGCUUCUUCCCUCUUCUAUAGAGCUCCUGAGUGUCGUGACAUUCGAAGGCCACUUACCCAUCAGGCCGAUGUCUAUAGCUUUGGUGUCCUCCUAUUGGAGCUCCUCACGGGAAAGACUCCAUUUCAAGAUCUUGUUCAAGAACACGGAUCAGACAUACCGAGGUGGGUGAAAUCUGUUCGAGAAGAAGAAACUGAAUCAGGUGAUGAACCUGUUUCUAGUAAUGAAGCCUCGGAAGAGAAACUCGGUGCUCUCUUAAACGUAGCUAUGGCUUGUGUUUCACUUGUACCCGAGAAUCGACCCACAAUGAAGGAUGUUUUGAGGAUGAUCCGGGAUGCUAGAGCAGAAGCUCAAGGGUCCUCCAAUAGCAGUGACCAUUCACCAGGAAGAUGGUCAGAUACUGUCCAAAGCUUGCCAAGAGAUGAACAUUUGAGCAUAUGAGUUUGUACUAUACUUAUGGAGGCCCCGAAUAACGUGUCUUGAUUCUUUUGGAAGGCAGAAGUUACUUCGUAAGUUAAGCAUCAUCGAUGUAUCUGAGUUCUCAGAGAUUUGUUGAUUCAGUUCUUGUAAAGUCUCAAGGGCUUUCUACUUUUCUUGUUUUUCUAGGUUUAGUUGUUUGUAUGUAGGAGAUUUGCUUUUAUACCACUUGGAUUGACAUUCACUAGUUGAUGAUACAUUCCUGAUUCAAAAGUUGUCAUUGUGUUUUGUGAGAGAUGUAAUUGUAAUUGAGGUUCCAACA